Messenger RNA from Lactuca saligna, 2084 nucleotides. Lineage: Eukaryota; Viridiplantae; Streptophyta; Magnoliopsida; Asterales; Asteraceae. The record is from the annotation of a GenBank genome assembly.
AUGGCCGAUAUCGAAACCCUAGGUAUUCUAGAUGAGAUUCAAGCACUCGUCUCCGAUAAGCUACAAGUGGUUUCUUACAAGUGGCUGAGUCGGAACUUUUUGGUGCCAUCAAAUACUGCCAAGAAACUCCUUCAAGAGUUCGUGGAAAAGCAGGGAUCUCAACUGGAAGUCUUAUAUUCUUUAUCUGGAUGGUUGAAGAAUAAUCCUUCAGUUUACCAUACAAAGCUUGUUUUGAGCUCUAAACUUUCAGAAGCCAAAAAAGAAUUCGGUGACAAUUGUUCAGUUCAAGUAUAUAGUGUUCAAGCUUGUAUCCCUAAAGAUCCAUCAGUACUUUGGAAUGCUGAAUUUAUACAAGCAGAAGAGCUCUUCAAGGAGCCCCCAAAUAUUGUUAAUUGCUUACGUGACAACAGGUUUUCUGGGGUCUCAAAUUCAUUUGUGAAACGCAAUGCUGAAGGAACACCUAUAGUCAGCAAAGCUUCAUUUCAAGAAAAAAAGGUUGAAGAAUCAAACCCUAAACCUGAUAAGGGAAAAGAUAUUCAAAAUGGAAGCCAUAGGGCCCAAGUAACUGAACAAGAGGUCAAACCAGUUCCAAAAAAAGAUCAAGCUCCUCAAUUGCCAAACAAAAAGAAAUCCCAGAAUGAUAAAACCUCUUCUGGGACUUCAGGUUCAUUAGCUAGUAUGUGGGGUCGUGCAUCUACAAAACCAAAACCCGAAUCUGCCCCUGUAAAAACUGAUAAUCCCAUUCCUGUUUCAAAUGAUGCUCAAGUUCUUGCUAAUGAAUUGGAAGAAGAUGAUAGUAGUGGUGAUGAAGAUAAGCAAAUGAACUUCAAGAGAGGCUCUAAUGGUGAUGGGAAUAAUAGAAAAAGGAGAGUUGUCAUUGAUUACUCUGAUGAAGAUGAUGAGAUAAAAGAUGUAGUGAGUUUAGCCUCACCUGAUCCUCCAAAAAAGCAAGUUUCUGUUGAUUCAAAGAAAAGCUCUAAAAAAACUACAGCUGUUGAAAAUAAGAGCUUGGAUUUUGAUGAACCAAAGGAAGAGAAAGUGAAGGUAUCUGAGAUUGAUGCUAAAAAUAUAUUGAAAGAAGAAAACCAUGACAAGAAAAUUGGGAAACCUAUUUCAAAUGAGAAAAUAUGUCCUGAAAAAGAUGAUGUAGAACAGAAAGCUAAAGGGAGUGAUGCUGCUCAAAAGGCGAUUAAAAAGAGAAAAGUUUUGAAGACAAGAAUCGAUGAGCGUGGGAGAGAAGUAACUGAGGUUGUUUGGGAGGAUGAAGAAGCGAAAGAAACAAAGCCUGAUGAUAAUACAACAAAAAAUAAAGACGACAAUAAUACCAUUACCACCAACAGGCCUCUUGCAGCUCCCAAGAAGGUUGGAAAUGUUCAAUCAAAUGCAACAGGAAAAGCAGGAAACAAGAAAGCCAUUUCCAAGGAUCCAAAACAGGGGAAUAUCAUGUCCUUCUUCAAAAAGAAAUAAUGAGACUUGAGAAGCAAGUUUCCUCAUUUAUGGAUAACUACUGUAGUUUUGUUAUGUAGAAUUUAUUUUUAUGCUGAUUAAGAUGUACACUCGUUUGGUUAUAUCAUGCUUACAUUUUAGCCUAUGGUUUUUGCACAAGAUAACAGAACUAGAAAAGAUGAAAGUUGUAAGUUAUUUUUUUUUUCAUAAGAUUUCUGGAACCCAUCACAAAAAUAUGCCUAAAAACUAAUAGAACUACAGAAUGGAAUCAUGAGCCUGGAAAUGUUGAAAAGUAAAAGUGAAACCAGGCUUUAAAAAAAACCAUUAAGAUACAUGUAGUAAUAAUAAUAAUAGUAAUAUAUCAUUAUAUUUAUAUCCCCCGUUUGUUUGUGUGCUUCUUGUAUUAUCUGGAUCAACUUAGUUGUAUUAAGUUUGUUGGCUCGCUCAACACAUACCUCGGUAUUUCAUAUUUAGUACCUGUAAAUCAUAACAAACUGUCAUAUCUGAUUUAUGAACAAUGACACCAGCGCUGUCUAUGAUUGCUUGAGCAAGCUCUAUAUCAGCUUCUGCUGCUGCAUGUAUCGAAUCCCAUAUUUCUUUUUUUUUGGAUAACGUUAAAUAUUAUCAGAAGAAAUGCA